GCUUUCCACAAUGAUUCUUCAAGGUCAAGUGCUUUUAAAAAAUAGCUGUUUAUUCUAAUUUCUAUCCCACACAGUGAUUCUGCUAAGUUCCUACAACACCCAGGGCCCUGUGAUAACUGCUGAAAUCCUACCUGCUGCCUGUGUGUCUGACUGUGUAGAGACCUGGUCCUCAGGACAGCUUGCUAUUGACAUGUUGAAAAUCCAUCCUCAGCCCAUUCAAUCUUGCAGCUGAGAGUCAGAUCUCCACUGUCUUCUGUGUGCUGUGUCCAUCAGAGAGAGAAUCAUGGGUCGAAGAGAUCUGAAAGCAGCCAGCUUCUCUCUGGUCUUCCUAGGCUGGCUAGUGGCCAUUAUCAGCUGUGGCUUGCCCUUGUGGCAAGUGACGAAAGUUUCUGAAGACACCAGCAUUUGGGAGGGCCUGUGGUACCUCUGUGAUGCAGAAGGAUUCCAGAACGUGAGCUGCAUGCCCUACAACUCACUUCUGGUCCUGCCAAAGGAGCUGCAGGCAUCUCGUGUUCUAGUGGUAAUCUGCAUCAUCAUCAUCUCAAUGGGUUUGCUGCUGUACAUGAUCAGAGAUAAGCUAAUCACAGAUGAGUCAAAUAUGAACAAUGAAGGAAAGAUCAAGAUGGCGGCAAGUGGGUUGUUCGUGGGGGCUGGUCUGCUGCUGCUGGUGUCUGUGUCCUGGGUAACACACAAUGUCAUCCUUAGAAUGAACAACUCUACAAAUGUCCCCCAGUGGAAACCAGAGAUGGGAGCCUCACUCUACCUGGGCUGGCUCAGCUCCCUGCUGCUUCUCCUGGGAGGGGCCCUACUGGGAGGGGCCCUGCUGUGGUGCCAGGCCCCACUAACCAUGAGCAGCCUGUCCCAGUGAGGGAUCUGACAAUACCCAGCUCACUCUUUCCGAGUGCUCCCAGGAAGGGCCCUCUUCCGAGAACAACCACGUAUCAGGUGGGCCAAUCUGUGUUUUGGAUUUCUCAAUCUGUAGACAGCUCAGACCACCUUCUGACUGUUUAUUAUUCUCUAGCUGUUACCCCUCUGACUGAAACACCUUUGGCCUGAUGGACGAAGGAGAACCAGGAAGUUCUAAGCCUCCAGUGCCCUCCUCAGCCUCAGGGAACUACUGCUGGGGAUACAAGGGGAGAGAAAAUUCCUCCAUGGACCUGGCUGCAAACUGGCCCAGGGGACCUCCUGGAUGCAGCUGUCAUGAAUCAGCACAAUGUUGUGGUGCAUUUCCUGUGGAUGCAGCUGAUGAGUCACCCAUGAACAUGGGACCCCAAUAAAGUCACUGGUCCCCU
Molecule: messenger RNA, 1292 nt
Organism: Peromyscus maniculatus bairdii (prairie deer mouse)
Lineage: Eukaryota; Metazoa; Chordata; Mammalia; Rodentia; Cricetidae
Source: RefSeq, a predicted model, not a curated record